AUGGCUUCUGCUCUGCGCCUCGGUUCUUCCGCUCUGCGCGCCUCUACCAGGGCGCCCGCGCGCUCUGUCGCCUUCAACGGCCUGCGCUGCUACUCCAGCAAGACUUCCUCCUUGAAGGAGACCUUCGCCGCCAAGGUUCCCCAGGAGCAGGAGAAGAUCAAGAAGCUCAAGAAGGAGUAUGGCAGCAAGGUCCUCGGCGAGGUCACCCUCGACCAGGUCUACGGUGGUGCCCGUGGCAUCAAGGCCCUCGUCUGGGAGGGCUCCGUCCUCGACUCUGAGGAGGGUAUCCGCUUCCGCGGCAAGACCAUCCCCGAGUGCCAGCAGCUCCUUCCCAAGGCUCCCGGCGGCGAGGAGCCUCUUCCCGAGGGUCUUUUCUGGCUUCUGCUGACCGGCGAGGUCCCCUCUGAGCAGCAGGUCCGCGACCUCUCUGCCGAGUGGGCUGCCCGCUCCGACAUCCCCAAGUUCGUCGAGGAGCUCAUUGACCGCUGCCCCAACGACCUCCACCCCAUGGCUCAGUUCUCUCUUGCCGUCACUGCUCUUGAGCACCAGUCUGCCUUCGCCAAGGCCUACGCCCGCGGCAUCCCCAAGGCCCAGUACUGGGAGCACACGUUCGAGGACUCCAUGGACCUCAUCGCCAAGCUGCCCACCAUUGCCGCCCGCAUCUACCGCAACGUCUUCAAGGAUGGCAAGGUCGCUCCCGUCCAGAAGGACAAGGACUACUCCUACAACCUGGCCAACCAGCUCGGCUUCGCUGAGAACAAGGACUUCGUUGAGCUCAUGAGGCUCUACCUGACCAUCCACUCCGACCACGAGGGUGGCAACGUCAGCGCCCACACCACCCACCUUGUUGGCUCCGCCCUCAGCUCCCCCUACCUGUCCCUGGCCGCUGGUCUCAACGGUCUUGCCGGUCCUCUCCACGGUCUGGCCAACCAGGAGGUGCUCAACUGGCUCACCAAGAUGAAGAGCGCCGUCGGCAACGACCUCAGCGACGAGUCCAUCAAGGACUACCUGUGGUCCACUCUCAAGUCCGGCCAGGUCGUUCCCGGCUACGGCCACGCCGUCCUCCGCAAGACUGACCCCCGCUACGUCUCUCAGCGCGAGUUCGCCCAGAAGCACCUGCCCGACGACCCCAUGUUCAAGCUCGUCUCCCAGGUCUACAAGAUCGCCCCUGGUGUCCUCACCGAGCACGGCAAGACCAAGAACCCCUACCCCAACGUCGACGCCCACUCCGGUGUCCUCCUCCAGUACUACGGCCUCACCGAGCAGAACUUCUACACCGUCCUCUUCGGUGUCUCCCGCGCUCUCGGUGUCCUUCCCCAGCUCAUCAUCGACCGCGCCGUCGGCAUGCCCAUCGAGCGCCCUAAGUCCUUCAGCACCGAGGCCUACGCCAAGCUGGUUGGCGCUUCUCUGUAA
Messenger RNA from Lasiodiplodia theobromae, 1413 nucleotides. Its product is annotated as Citrate synthase. Gene Ontology annotation, biological process: tricarboxylic acid cycle; carbohydrate metabolic process; citrate metabolic process. Lineage: Eukaryota; Fungi; Ascomycota; Dothideomycetes; Botryosphaeriales; Botryosphaeriaceae. The record is from RefSeq and is a predicted model, not a curated record. The transcript is spliced from 6 exons. Bases 1 to 1413 code for a protein of 470 amino acids. Gene Ontology annotation, cellular component: mitochondrial matrix.